This is a messenger RNA of Acyrthosiphon pisum (pea aphid), 927 nucleotides long. RefSeq lists its product as uncharacterized. Lineage: Eukaryota; Metazoa; Arthropoda; Insecta; Hemiptera; Aphididae. Gene Ontology annotation, molecular function: protein binding. The record is from RefSeq and is a predicted model, not a curated record. The transcript has 5 exons. The coding region runs from base 97 to 825 and encodes 242 amino acids.
ACACUUACACAGAUAUUUGAAUAUCGACUGAUUUACAUAAUAUGAGAGAUCGGCAGCGCAGUUUAGGAUUUUUAAUGUCAGAUUUUUCCAUUCGGUAUGUAUGCAUUGAUGUGUCUAUACUUAUAUUGCGUAGCCCUAACUGCGGCUGCCGCAAUCCAAAAUUUUUGGAACGAAGAUGAAUUUUGUCGGAAGCUAAACGCAAUUCAAAUUGCAAAUAUCACAUGCAACAGUACACAGCUAAAUAUAGAUGACAUAAAUAUAUUAGACAAUGUGCGGAUUUUGUGCCGUGAACUUGAUUCAUUAACUUACGUUUGGACUACGAAGAAUAAAAUUGACGGUGUUAAAAUAGUUGUGGAAUUAAUAUCUCACGAUACAAUAGAGACGCAUUUGAUAUCAGAGACGAAUUUGACAAACAUUCGAUUCGACAGUCUAAAGCCAAACACCAAGUACGCUUCUAGAUUCCGGAAGUUGAUCAACGGCACUACGUAUCACGCAGCGGAAACGCAGGUCCACAAGACAUUGGACGUUGGACAAAACAAAGGAUUGGUCCACACGAUCAACAUUUCCAAUUUUACCGUGACGAACGAUUCUACACUAAACACGUCACUCACCUGGAUGCCGUCGAAUGACAUGAAUUGUCGCUACAAAAUCAUUUACCACUCGAAUUAUGCAUUCGAAGGGUUGGUAACUCGUUAUGUGGACGUCAAAGAGUCGUACGCUUACACAUUAAACGCUUUGAUUCCGGCCAGGAAGUACACGCUCACAAUACAGCCGUACUAUAGGUUAAAAAAAAGUCGUCAACCAUCAUCUCCGGAAAUAAGGUAGAAUUUAUGUUCUCAACGCCGUUGUGUCUGGAAUUCAACAAUUUCAACUUGAACUCGUGUCGUAAGUAUAGACAUUUGACAAGUAUAUACAUAAUAUGCAUAC